Messenger RNA from Sinocyclocheilus rhinocerous, 663 nucleotides. It is a transcript of the gene mymk, whose product is annotated as myomaker, myoblast fusion factor. Lineage: Eukaryota; Metazoa; Chordata; Actinopteri; Cypriniformes; Cyprinidae. The record is from RefSeq and is a predicted model, not a curated record. The transcript is spliced from 5 exons. Gene Ontology annotation, cellular component: membrane. The coding region runs from base 1 to 663 and encodes 220 amino acids.
AUGGGAGCGUUUAUCGCCAAGAUGUUGCUGCCCACCAUCAGCAGUUUGGUGUUCCUGCCUGCAGCCAGUGUUGCCGCCAAGAGGGGUUUCCAUAUGGAGGCCAUGGUCUAUUUCUUCACAAUGUUCUUCACAGCGAUUUACCAUGCAUGUGAUGGCCCAGGCUUGUCCAUUCUCUGUUUCAUGAAGUAUGAGAUCCUGGAGUACUUCAGCGUGUACGGCACAGCUAUCUCCAUGUGGGUCACGCUACUAGCGCUGGGAGAUUUCGAUGAACCCAAGCGCUCUUCGCUCACCAUGUUUGGGGUGUUGACAUCGGCUGUGCGAAUCUACCAGGACCGCUUAGGCUACGGCAUCUACUCCGGCCCCAUUGGAACAGCUGUCUUCAUGUUAACAGUCAAAUGGUUACAAAAAAUGAAGGAAAAGAAAGGCCUUUAUCCAGACAAAAGUGUUUACACUCAACAAGUGGGGCCAGGGUUCUGCUUCGGCGCUCUUGCUUUGAUGCUUCGCUUCUAUUUUGAGGAGUGGGACUACGCUUAUGUCCACAGUUUCUACCAUGUGUCACUGGCUGUGUCCUUCAUUCUGCUGCUGCCCAAGAAGAACCGCUACGCCGGGACGGGACGCAAUGCAGCCAAACUCAAAUGCUACACCCUCUGCUGCUGUGUAUGA